Procambarus clarkii (red swamp crayfish) is the source of this 675-nucleotide messenger RNA. The record is from RefSeq and is a predicted model, not a curated record. Lineage: Eukaryota; Metazoa; Arthropoda; Malacostraca; Decapoda; Cambaridae.
AUGCCUCUGGCCGGAGUAUCCGAGAAAUUCUUGGGGCCAAUAUAUAUGACCCUUGCAAGAGUUUCUGAGAGACAUCAGGAGGCAUCAGAUAUGCCUCUUGAAAGAGUUUCUGAGAGACAUCAGGAGUCACCAGAUAUGCCUCUUGCAAGAGUUUCUGAGAGACAUCAGGAGGCGAUAGAUAUGCCUCUUGCAAGAGUUUCUGAGAGACAUCAGGAGGCACCAGAUAUGCCUCUUGCAAGAGUUUCUGAGAGACAUCAGGAGGCGAUAGAUAUGCCUCUUGCAAGAGUUUCUGAGAGACAUCAGGAGGCACCAGAUAUGCCUCUUGCAAGAGUUUCUGAGAGACAUCAGGAGGCGAUAGAUAUGCCUCUUGCAAGAGUUUCUGAGAGACAUCUGGAGGCGAUAGAUAUGCCUCUUGCAAGAGUUUCUGAGAGACAUCAGGAGGUGAUAGAUAUGCCUCUUGCAAGAGUUUCUGAGAGACAUCAGGAGGCGAUAGAUAUGCCUCUUGCAAGAGUUUCUGAGAGACAUCAGGAGGCGAUAGAUAUGCCUCUUGCAAGAGUUUCUGAGAGACAUCAGGAGGCGAUAGAUAUGCCUCUUGCAAGAGUUUCUGAGAAACAUCUGGAGAAGAUGGAUUUCGAUGUAGCCGUAGCUUGUGAGGAAUGCAGGUUUUCUUUGUGA